Erinaceus europaeus (western European hedgehog) is the source of this 2399-nucleotide messenger RNA. RefSeq names its product RB binding protein 4, chromatin remodeling factor (gene RBBP4). The transcript has 12 exons. Gene Ontology annotation, molecular function: histone binding. Lineage: Eukaryota; Metazoa; Chordata; Mammalia; Eulipotyphla; Erinaceidae. The record is from RefSeq and is a predicted model, not a curated record. Gene Ontology annotation, biological process: regulation of gene expression. The coding region runs from base 234 to 1511 and encodes 425 amino acids. Gene Ontology annotation, cellular component: NuRD complex; ESC/E(Z) complex; nucleus.
CCCCGCGGAAAGCGACUCCGCGCUUCUGGAUAGGCUGAGGCCUCGGCUUCCCCGCCCACCUCGCCUUUCGGCGCGUCCCCAUUGGCCGAUGUUGGCGCGAAGGCGCGCGAGUCGGCCCUCACGCAGGAGCCGCAGGAAACAAUAGAGGCCGCGCGCGCAGAGCGAGCGCCCGCUGCCUCCCGGCCCCUCCUGCAAUACUCGAGCCCGGAAUCCGUCCGGCUGGUCUCCCCGCCAUGGCCGACAAGGAAGCAGCCUUUGAUGACGCAGUAGAAGAACGUGUGAUCAACGAAGAGUAUAAGAUAUGGAAAAAGAACACGCCUUUUCUGUACGACUUGGUGAUGACCCACGCUCUCGAGUGGCCCAGCCUCACUGCCCAGUGGCUGCCAGAUGUGACCAGACCAGAAGGGAAAGAUUUCAGCAUCCAUCGUCUUGUCCUGGGGACCCACACAUCAGAUGAACAAAACCAUCUUGUGAUAGCCAGCGUGCAACUCCCUAAUGAUGAUGCUCAGUUUGAUGCUUCACACUACGACAGUGAGAAAGGAGAAUUUGGAGGUUUUGGCUCAGUUAGUGGAAAAAUUGAAAUAGAAAUCAAGAUUAACCAUGAAGGAGAAGUAAACAGGGCACGUUAUAUGCCUCAGAACCCUUGCAUCAUUGCAACAAAGACUCCGUCCAGUGAUGUUCUUGUUUUUGACUAUACAAAGCAUCCUUCUAAACCAGACCCUUCUGGAGAGUGCAACCCAGACUUGCGUCUCCGUGGACAUCAGAAGGAAGGAUAUGGACUUUCCUGGAAUCCAAAUCUCAGUGGGCACUUACUUAGUGCUUCAGAUGACCAUACCAUCUGCUUAUGGGACAUCAGUGCUGUUCCAAAGGAGGGAAAGGUGGUGGACGCGAAGACCAUUUUCACAGGCCACACAGCAGUAGUAGAAGAUGUUUCCUGGCAUCUGCUCCAUGAGUCCCUGUUUGGAUCAGUUGCUGAUGAUCAGAAACUGAUGAUCUGGGAUACUCGUUCAAACAAUACUUCAAAACCAAGUCACUCAGUUGAUGCUCACACCGCUGAAGUGAACUGUCUUUCUUUCAACCCUUAUAGUGAGUUCAUUCUUGCCACAGGAUCAGCCGACAAGACUGUUGCCUUGUGGGAUCUCAGAAAUCUGAAACUUAAGUUGCAUUCCUUUGAAUCACACAAAGAUGAAAUAUUCCAGGUUCAGUGGUCACCACACAAUGAGACUAUUUUGGCUUCCAGUGGCACUGAUCGCAGACUGAAUGUCUGGGAUUUGAGCAAAAUCGGAGAGGAACAAUCCCCAGAAGAUGCAGAAGAUGGACCACCAGAGUUACUGUUUAUUCAUGGUGGUCACACUGCCAAGAUAUCUGAUUUUUCCUGGAAUCCCAAUGAACCAUGGGUGAUUUGUUCUGUAUCAGAAGAUAAUAUCAUGCAAGUGUGGCAGAUGGCAGAGAACAUUUAUAAUGAUGAAGACCCUGAAGGAAGCGUGGAUCCAGAAGGACAAGGGUCCUAGAUACAUCAGCACUCCUUGUGAUUUUAGACUCCCCUUUUUCCUUCUCAACCCUGAGAUUGAUUUGACACUGGUUUUGAGACAGACUUUGUUCAGCUCUCCCUCUAUAUUAGGUCAACAAUGCUAUUAGCUCAGAGGGUAUUUUCUAAAUACUAACUGGGGGGAGGGGGGCUUGACUCAGCAAACCCACAGACUUAUAUUUAAAUUUUCAGGAAUUUUCUAGUAACAAAGGUCUGAAGUGGCCACAGAAAAGGGGAAUGUUGUGUGUGGUUAUUUUUCUUCUUAAGCUAUAUAUCCCCAAAUUUUCCAGACUUGUUGAAGGAAAGACUAGAGUAAAUAAGGAAUAGAGCCAAGUGAGGUAGGUGUCUGAGCCAUGAAAUAAAAAUAGUAUAAGAUAUCCUUUUUUUAUUCAGGAAAUGGGGGAGAUUGAAGUCAUCAGUUCCUGUUCUAAAAUCUUCGAGACUGAUUUCAGAAUACACAUUUCCUAUUUAGACCAUUCUCAGUGUCUCAGUUAAGUCAAAACUUAAUGUUCCUCAUCCAUAUAUUUUGCUUGUUAGUGUAUUUCUUGAGCUGUUCUCAUAUUUCUUUCCUUUCUGUGAAAUGGUUUGUUUGUGUUUUUUUUUUUUUUUUAACUUGGGACUGCCAAGUUGUAAAGAUAUAUGUUUUUGCCUGACAGUUAUACCACAGGUAGGCUGUUAAGUUGAGAAGAACUUGUAUUUGUUUUAAAAUUUAAAUUAAUCCUGAAUGAGAGUUGCUUUCUGUUAAAGGAGUUCUUGACUAUUAGUUUGAUACCAUCUCUCUUUUGGGUGACCUGUUUCACCAGCAGGCCUGUUACACACAAUGACUAACUGUGUAAGUGCUUAUAAUGAAAUAAAUUGCUUUUCUAUAUAA